AUGCGACGGUCGUCGGGAAGGGAAGGGAAGAGAGAGUGGAACGAGAUGCUUCUUCGAGCGGCCCGAGAUGGUCACGUGUGUAUAUAUUCUGCCAUCCGUCUCCGCCUCGACCUAAGGGAAAAAUAUAAAAAAAAAAUCGCCGAAUUCACUCCUAGCGAAGGUGGACACCCUCAUAUUUCGCCCAGCUCUCGUCCCUUGCGGUUCCGCGCCGAAUUUGGCCAGAAUAAGAUGGACGACCUGUUUGAUGUCUUCGAGGAUCAGCCUCAGGCUGGCAGACCCUCUGACGAAACCCCCAGACCUCGAGCAAAGAAGGACAAGAGCAAGAAGCGCCAAGUAAACGGCGAUGUGAAGGAGGAUGGUGGAGAGACAAAUGCGAAGGAUGAGGGAACUCUGCCGGAUGCACCCGCUGUGAAGACAGAUGCUGAAGAUUCUGGGGCCCCCGCGACGGAAAACGGACAACCUGACACGAAGCGACCGCGAAUUGACCAGGAAGCAGUCCCUGUAGUGGCAGAUACAUUCGAAACCGAGCAAGAGCGUGAGAUUGCAGCUUCUGCUGGCCUUCAAGGUUCGAAGGAGUCGGCUUCGGUGGUACUGUCGCACCAAGUUCGACAUCAGGUCGCUAUUCCGCCCGGCUAUCCCUACGUUCCCAUUUCUCAACAUAAUCCACCAGAACAUCCUGCGCGAACGUGGCCGUUCACCCUUGAUCCAUUCCAACAGGUGGCAGUUGCAUCAAUUCAACGGGAAGAAAGUGUCCUCGUUUCCGCUCAUACUAGUGCAGGGAAAACGGUGGUCGCGGAGUAUGCUAUUGCGCAGAGCUUGAAAAACAACCAAAGGGUUAUCUACACAAGCCCUAUAAAGGCUUUGAGUAAUCAAAAAUAUAGAGAAUUCGCCGCGGAGUUUGGAGAUGUUGGCCUCAUGACCGGCGAUGUCACUAUCAAUCCAACGGCAACUUGCCUGGUUAUGACGACGGAGAUUCUCCGUUCAAUGUUGUAUCGCGGUUCAGAGAUUAUGCGCGAAGUCGGGUGGGUUGUCUUUGAUGAAAUUCAUUACAUGCGAGAUGCUACUCGAGGUGUUGUCUGGGAAGAAACAAUCAUUCUUUUGCCGGACAAGGUUCGAUAUGUGUUCCUCUCUGCCACCAUCCCCAACGCCAUGCAGUUUGCCGAGUGGAUCACGAAAAUGCACAAUCAGCCGUGUCACGUCGUAUAUACUGAUUUCAGGCCUACGCCACUUCAACAUUACUUCCAUCCUGCCGGGGCGGAUGGUAUUCAUCUCAUCGUUGAUGAGAAGGGAGUGUUCCGUGAAGAUAAUUUCCAGAAAGCUAUGAGCUCCAUUGCAGAUAAGAAAGGCGACGACCCGUCGGAUCCAAUGGCUAAGGGCAAGGGCAAGGGAAAGAACAAGAAAUUGAAUAAGGGUGGCACAAAAGAACAUUCCGACAUUUAUAAGAUAGUCAGGAUGAUUAUGAUUAAGAAUUAUAAUCCCGUCAUCGUCUUCAGCUUCAGCAAACGUGAAUGUGAGGCUGGUGCCUUGCAGAUGAAGCAGUUGGCGUUCAAUGAUGAAUCCGAGAAGAAGAUGGUGAACAAGGUUUUCAACAGCGCGAUUGAGAUGCUAUCGCCUGAAGAUCAAUCUCUGCCCCAAAUACAGAAUCUCUUGCCCCUCCUUGAGAAAGGUAUUGGUGUUCAUCACUCCGGACUCCUGCCAAUUCUGAAGGAAACUAUCGAGAUUCUUUUCCAAGAAGGUCUCAUCAAAGUUCUGUUCGCGACAGAGACAUUUUCCAUCGGCCUCAACAUGCCCGCCAAGACUGUCGUCUUCACAAGUGUGCGAAAAUUUGACGGGAUCAGUCAGCGCUGGAUUACGCCAUCUGAAUUCGUUCAGAUGUCUGGUCGAGCUGGUCGGAGAGGUCUCGAUGACAGAGGUAUCGUUAUCAUGAUGAUCGGAGAGGAAAUGGACCCAGCUGUUGCCAAGGAGAUUGUCCGUGGCCAACAGGAUCGGCUUAACUCGGCGUUUCAUCUGGGCUACAAUAUGAUUCUGAAUCUGAUGCGUGUAGAAGGGAUCUCGCCAGAAUUUAUGCUGGAGAAGUGCUUCUACCAGUUCCAGAAUACUUCGAAUGUGGCCGAACUUGAGACUGAGCUACGCAAUUUGGAGGAUGAGAAGGCCAACAUGAACAUUUCUGACGAAGGAACCAUCCGUGAAUAUUAUGAUUUGAGGAAACAGCUUGAUGGAUUCUCGGAAGAUAUGCAAGUUGUCAUGAGUCAGCCGAACUAUUCGCUGAAGUUUACCAAUCCUGGUCGAUUGGUUCAUAUCAAACAUAUGAACUACGACUUUGGCUGGGGAAUAGUCGUCAACUACAAGGAACGGAGACAGCCAAGGAACAUGACCGAAGAGAUCCCCCCUCACCAGAAGUACGUGGUAGAUAUUCUGCUGAAGGUUCCCGAUGGAACGUCGGUGGGAACUAAAACAUUCCAAGAUCUUCCAGCGGGUGUGAGGCCGCCUAAAGAUGGCGAAAAGUGUGUUAUGGAAGUUGUGCCAGUUAUGCUCAACUGCAUCCAUGCCUUUGGGCACUUCCGGCUUAAGCUUCCCGACGAACUGCGCUCGGCAGAGUCCAGGAAUAGCGCAAUGAAGAUCCUCAACGAAGCCAUCAGGCGUUUCCCGGAUGGAGUUCCUGUCCUCGAUCCCAUUGAAAAUAUGGGGAUUAAGGAUGAGUCGUUCAAAAAACUUCUAAGAAAAAUCGAGGUCCUUGAGUCUCGACUUUUCUCGAACCCCUUGCACAAUUCACCGCGGCUGCCGGAACUAUACGAGCAGUAUGCCAAAAAGGUGGAAUUGAGCUCGAAGAUAAAGGAAAUGAAGAAGAAGAUCUCCCAGGCCAUGUCCAUCAUACAGCUUGACGAGCUCAAAUGCCGCAAGCGAGUCCUCCGCCGAUUUGGGUUUAUCAACGAGGCGGAAGUCGUGCAGCUCAAGGCCCGUGUGGCAUGUGAAAUCAGCACGGGCGAUGAACUGAUGCUCAGUGAGCUGCUCUUCAACGGCUUUUUCAACAAGCUCACUCCAGAGCAAGUAGCUGCGGUGCUGAGUGUCUUCGUUUUUGAAGAAAAGUCCAAGGAGACUCCUGCGCUCACUCGAGACGAGUUGGCGAAGCCACUCCGGGAGAUUCAAUCGCAGGCUCGGAUCGUGGCUAAGGUAUCGCAGGAGUCGAAGCUGUCACUCAAUGAAGAAGAAUAUGUCCAGAGUUUCCACUGGGAGCUCAUGGAAGUCAUUUACGAAUGGGCGAAUGGCAAAUCUUUCGCCGAUAUCUGCAAAAUGACGGAUGUCUACGAAGGCAGUCUGAUCCGGGUCUUCCGCCGACUGGAAGAAUGUCUGCGGCAGAUGGCGCAGGCCGCCAAAGUCAUGGGCAGUGAAGAGCUCGAGAGCAAAUUCGAGACGGCCAUGACGAAGGUGCGCAGAGACAUUGUUGCCGCACAGUCCUUGUAUCUGUAAAUUCCCCUGUACUCCUGUCGAACUUUUUAAUUAUUUUCUUUUCUUUCUUUUUUGAUUACAUUAUUGUCACAAGCGUCUGUGUCUGUGUACCGUGUGGCUUGUCCCGGUUGUCUUGCAUUAUUCCGGCGUCAGGGUUAGGGAGGUCGCUUCAACCUUGCAGGAGGGCAACGGAAGAGGCAGGUCCAAUUCCAGUGUAUCGUAGAAUGAAUAGGUAUUAUUACUGCUACUCCAUGGAUAGAAUUUGUACAGAAAGAAAAUAGAAAUUUCGUGGUUUUUCC
Molecule: messenger RNA, 3746 nt
Organism: Monascus purpureus
Lineage: Eukaryota; Fungi; Ascomycota; Eurotiomycetes; Eurotiales; Aspergillaceae
Source: the annotation of a GenBank genome assembly